Molecule: messenger RNA, 1290 nt
Organism: Culex pipiens pallens (northern house mosquito)
Lineage: Eukaryota; Metazoa; Arthropoda; Insecta; Diptera; Culicidae
Product: general odorant-binding protein 67-like
Exons: 3
Coding region: 604-1221 (205 amino acids)
Molecular function (GO): odorant binding
Source: RefSeq, a predicted model, not a curated record
AUAACAGCCUUAGACAAGUGCACAUUUUAUUUCAAAUUUACCCUCCUCUUGCAACGCACACUUCAAAAUUAUCCCAAAAUUAUCUGGGAGCUAUUGAAUAAAUUGUAUCCGAAAAAGAACAAAAUCAUUGAAAAAAAUUCCAAUCAAUUAAACCUGAUGGUUCACCUAUAAAUAUUCAAGAAAAUUUGGAUUUGACAUUUAGAUUCUAAAUUAUAAGGCUAUUGCAUAACUAACCAUGCCUAAAAAGUAUUGUGAAAUUUAAAAAAUCUUGAAAUGAAACAAAAAACAGGUUCGACAUGUAAAAUCAUGAAAAAAAGUUUGAAAAUGAAUUCCAUCAAAAACACUGAAAAGCAAAGCGAACCGAUAAGUAUUUUGGAAAAUAAUGCGUAUUUAAUGACAGGAAUAUGAAAAUAAAAAACCUUGAAAAAUAUCCUUCAUGCUCCAUAGGAAACAUUUGAAUUUGGUGUCAAUUACACAUUAGCAGCCUGUUUUAAUGACUUUAAAAUUGAUAUCUCCAGCAUAUAAAUAAGCGUAAAACCAUUCAGUAUUCAGUACAAGUGUGAUAUUCACUAAAUUAACUCCCAAAGUUUUUAAUCCAACAAAAUGAAGUCAACCACACUUUCAGUUUUAGUGCUUUUAACUAUUGUCAAGCUAACUCUUGCAGCAGAGCAAAACGUUCCAGCAAGUUGUCUGAACAAGAAGUUCAAAAUUGAUCCGUUUUACUGCUGUCCAACUCCGAAGCUGCUGAAUCCUACCAUCGUGAAACAAUGCCUGGAACUCUUCCCAGCUCCAAAGGACGACAAGGACCAAGUCAAACCGGAUUGCAUGUCGGAGUGCGUGAUGAACCGAACUGGAAUUUUCAACCGCAAAAAAGGCGUUAAUGAUGAGAAAGCGAUGGACACCUUCGUGGAAAAGCUGGAAGAUAAAGUUUGGGUCGGUGUCGUUGAAAAUGCUGUAACCGAUUGUUUGGAGCAAAGUGAAACCAGACGUGCCUCGUUUGAAGCCGACACCAAGCAGCUGCAGAAAAGAUUCAAAAAUGACCGCAUCUGCAGCCCCGCUGCCGGAUUCAUCAUGGAAUGUGUGCACGUGUCUGUUUAUAAGAACUGUCCGGAUAAAAAGUUUGCGAAAAAUGAGACUGAAUGCCUUGAAAUCAAGAAACAUUUGACCCAAUGUCCAUUCUACACCAUCUUUGAUCAAAAGCCAACGCCCAAGAAAAAUUAGGCGGAUCAAAAUUCAAAAAUAAUCUUUUAUGUUUUGGGUGAUGGGUAAAUAAACAGCAUGGAAAAACAA